Molecule: messenger RNA, 1498 nt
Organism: Cyprinodon variegatus (sheepshead minnow)
Lineage: Eukaryota; Metazoa; Chordata; Actinopteri; Cyprinodontiformes; Cyprinodontidae
Product: P2Y purinoceptor 13-like
Exons: 3
Coding region: 51-1112 (353 amino acids)
Biological process (GO): negative regulation of adenylate cyclase activity; G protein-coupled receptor signaling pathway
Cellular component (GO): membrane
Molecular function (GO): G protein-coupled purinergic nucleotide receptor activity
Source: RefSeq, a predicted model, not a curated record
AGAAAAGAAAUCAACCUCUUGUAAAGCUGCAUGGAAUAAAUAAUCGGACAAUGACAGAUUAUUUGGAUACACAAAUGAAUCCUAACCAACAAUAUGCACUGGACCCAUCCCUGCAUAUGUCUCAGAAUCAAUCGCAGUGUGACAGAUUUUUGUACAACCCAUACAUAGUCCCAAGUCUCUUCUUUCUGAUGUUCCCAAUAGCCUUGUUGUUGAAUGUUGUAGCAGCAUGGGUGUCUGUACAUCUAAAGUCUACCUCCACUUUUGUGGUAUACCUGAAAAAUCUAGUAGCUGCUGACAUAAUUAUGACCCUCAUGAUACCAAUCAAAGCUGCAGGGGACUUACCUGACACAUGGGAACAAUUAUCUGGACCAACCUGCCGUUUUUUUGCUGUGAUUUUCUACAAUGCACAGUACACAUGUAUCGCUCUGUUGGGAUUAAUUAGUCUCGAACGUUUCUUUAAGAUCAUGAUGCCGCACAGCAGGCUCUCUGGGCAAAGUCUGACGAUGAGCAAAGUGGUAUCUGCCACAGUCUGGUUGGUUCUUUUUAUAGGUACAGGUUUGCCGAAUAUCAUUCUUACAAACAAAACAUUAAACAAUACAUCAGUUAUCACUACAUGCAUGGUUCUGAAAGGACCAGCAGGAGUAGCAUUCCAUGAAGCAACAUCCCUCCUCAUGAAUAUAUUCUUUUGGUUUGUUAGUGUGGUCAUCGUAGUUUGCUACAUCUGCAUCGCAAACAGAGUCAUCCAGUCCUACAGGAACUCCGGUAGUAAUAACAGCCAGGGAAAGCAGAAAAUCAAACUACGUGUUUUUCUUGUCAUUAUAGUGUUUUUCAUCUCAUUUGCUCCAUACCACAUCAUUAGGAUCCCAUACACUUCCCAGCAAGUCAGCUACUCUUCCACAGACUGCUUUCAGACAUAUGAUCAUUUACAAUUUGCCAAGGAACUGACCCACUGGCUCGCUACCACCAAUAUCUGCAUGGACCCACUGCUCUAUGUCUUCCUUUGUCGAGAGUUCAAGGAGAAACUAAUGUCAAUGACAAAAAAAUGGGUUGAUAUCUUUCAAAGUGACAAAAAAGCCAAAAAUCCAAAAGUCUUGACCUCAUUAAAGAUGUAGUCAAAUAUGUGUCUGCACCACUGACUUGUUUUACAUUGGUCUAAAAGAGAAGGAAAUAGGAGCAGCUUAUGAAACUUCAGUUUUUGGCUUAUUUAUUAUGAGGAGUUCUGCACUGUUACAUACAGUGAAUCUUUGAUAGGAGGGGGAAAAUCUACAUUAAAAAAAUGCCCAUUUUAUAUGUUCUAAUAAACAACCCACAAUUUUGAGAGCUUUAAGUCUAGUAACGUGUUUGAUGUCCAUGCAUUCUAGAUGUCAAGUGCAUGUCAGAGCUAUUUUGGACAUCAUUAGAACUGUAAACACUUUGAAUUUAAUGUUUGGAGCUGACUACACAGUGUAACUGUACACUAACAUAAAUGGCAUAUGGUGUAAGUCAAAAUAACCUGUUG